GUCACGGGCGACCCGGCCUCCGCUGCGGACGGCUGCAGCAGCAGCCCGGCACCGCCAGCAGCGUUGCCGUCAGCAGCAGACGCAGCAGCAGCACCUCCGGCGACGUCAUCACAGGAGCCGCCUCCGCCGCUGCCACCUGGCUGGACGGCCAGUAGCCAGGGCCCGGUGGCGCCCCGCAGCGGCAUGUAUGUGGGGCUGGCGAGGGCGGCCAUGUCGCGACAGGAGAUGUUCCGGGUACGUGAGGGUCUGGCGCUGCAGCUGGUGGAGCCCGUGUUCCGAGUGCCGCCCGUCACGGGCCUGCCUCCCGGCUGGGUGAUGCUGCAGAACCUGCCCAGCCUGGUUGCCGCCCUGGCGCUCAGCCCCGACCCCGGCAGCCGCGUGCUGGACAUGUGCGCGGCGCCGGGGGGCAAGACAACCCUGCUGGCGCAGAUCAUGGGGGACGAAGGGGAGAUCGUGGCCUUCGACCGCACGCACGCCAAGGUGUCCGAGGUGGUGUCCCUGGCCCGAGAGCUGGGGGUCACAUGCAUCACCGCACACAAGAUGGAUGCGGGCAAGGCGGUGGAGCUGCCCCCACCCGCCUCGGAUGCAGCCGUGUCCGUACCCGCAGCUGGUACUGGUGCUGGUGCUGCCACAUCCGCAGCGGCGACGAGGAGGGGCGGAGAGGGACCCGUGGGUCGCGCCAACGGGCAGGGCGGACUGGGACCCAAUGACGCCCAUCCAGGGCCCCAAAACGGACCUGAAGACGGCGCUUUAUCCUCUUCUCCUUGUACGGCAGUUCAGGAAGGGACAGAAGCUGGAGGGGGGGCUACGGGUGGCGAUGCAGCAGUGGCAGUAGCAGCGCCGUCGACAGCAGCGGAGGCAGCACCUGCAGCAGCAGAACCUGCAUUAUCAUCAGCACCUGCAGCAGCAGCAGGAGUGGGGGCUGGGGGCGCUCCCAGCCGGCCUCAGCCGUCUGCCAAGGCGUUGCAGCGGGAGGAGCGGCGGCGGGCGGCCAUGAUCAAGCGG
This is a messenger RNA of Astrephomene gubernaculifera, 1005 nucleotides long. The record is from the annotation of a GenBank genome assembly. Lineage: Eukaryota; Viridiplantae; Chlorophyta; Chlorophyceae; Chlamydomonadales; Astrephomenaceae.